Acinonyx jubatus (cheetah) is the source of this 7200-nucleotide messenger RNA. RefSeq names its product zinc finger protein 630 (gene ZNF630). Lineage: Eukaryota; Metazoa; Chordata; Mammalia; Carnivora; Felidae. Gene Ontology annotation, biological process: regulation of transcription by RNA polymerase II. The record is from RefSeq and is a predicted model, not a curated record. Gene Ontology annotation, molecular function: DNA-binding transcription factor activity, RNA polymerase II-specific; RNA polymerase II cis-regulatory region sequence-specific DNA binding. The transcript has 4 exons. The coding region runs from base 256 to 2628 and encodes 790 amino acids.
UAGGAAGGCCGGAGGGCAACAACCCUAGGCUGCUAGAGGCGGGCCGGGUGUGUUAACGAGAGAAUACGUUAUGUAAAAAGACUCUUCACUUUCUCCAGAUGUUUUAGAAAUGAGGCUUCUGCAGAGCAAUCUCCCAGGCGGUGCUUCUACCCUCCGGCCUUACCACUCCCUCCCGCCCCGCUCCCAGGACCGGGUUGCCUCCGAACACCCCUACCCGCACGUCGCCACGCCUUUGCUCUGGCAGUGCCUCUGCCGAUGGCCGGGAACGCCCAUUUACCCGCCCGGAACAGUCGCUACACAUUGGAGCCUCACACUGCUUUCGAAGCACCAAUUCCGAAUACCCUGCCUCGGAAAUAUCACGAGGACUUCCUGGACUCCAAAACGCGUAUCUCUUCUGGCUGGAAUGGGAGCCUCAAAAGGCAGUGUGAGGCCCUGGCCGUUUUCCUGGCCGGCGACAUUGUUCCUGGCACAGACCGAAUGACGCCAUUUUUGUUACUGGUAGAGCUCGGCUUGGAGGCUGUUUCUGGGCAUGCGAAAGAUAAGCUAAAGCGUCAACCAGACCCACCAAGGAGGGCUGGAGGGGAAAGGGAAUUUCGGGGGAUGUUGAGCCCAUUUGUGCAAGCAGGGAGCCAAGUUCGUCUUGAGAAUGAGCUUUGGGGUCCUGAGAGCAGAGCCAGGGAACUAGUGACCUAUGAAGAUGUGGCUGUGGACUUCACCCAGGAGGAGUGGCAGCAUCUGGACCCUGCUCAGAAGAUCCUACACAGAGAUGUGAUGCUGGAGAUCUACAGCCAUCUGGUCUCUGUGGGGUGUUCAGGUAUAAGUCCAGGUAUAAUCUUCAAGUUGGAACAUGAAGAGGACCCAUGGAUCAUGAAGAGUGAGUUGUCAAGGUGGAUCCACUCAGACAGGGAGAAAAGCCUUGACUCUUCCCAGCAGAUCAUUUCUGAAGAACUUUCAUUUCAAAAAGAGAUAUUGGAAAAAGCCCCAAAGGAUAAUUCAUUGUACUACCUUUUAAAAGUUUGGCGUAUUGAUGGUCAGACACAUAAAUAUCAGGGAAACCAAGACAGAGUUUUGAAGCAAGUCACAGUCAUUAACCAUGAAACAUUGGCCAAGGAGAAAGGCCCCAAAUAUAACACACUUGGAAACAGUUUUGGUGGGUGCAUAAACCUUGAUCCUUCAAGUAAAAAACUCCAUAAUUUUGAUUUAUGUGAAAAGAACUUGGAAUCUAAUUUAGACUCACUGAUAUGUAAUAGGAGCCAUACAAGAAAGAACCCCAUUGAGAGAUUUGGAUGCAGGAGCCCACCUAGCUUUAGUGAUUCCUGUUCUGUACCUGAGAAAAUUUACACUGGCAUGAAACCUUGUGGACAUGGUCAAUGUGAAAAAUUUCUCAGUCAUAAACAAGUCCAUAUUCAGUAUAAAAAAGGUCAAGCUGGUAAGAAACCCAAUGUUUGUGGUGAGUGUGGGAAAGGCUUUAUUAAGAAGUCACAACUUAUUAUACAUCAAAGAAUUCAUACUGGAGAAAAACCGUAUGUAUGUGGAGAUUGUGGAAAAGCCUUCAGUGAGAAAUCACACCUCAUUGUGCAUCAGAGGAUUCAUACUGGGGAGAAGCCCUAUGAGUGUACUAAGUGUGGGAGGGCCUUCUCCCAGAAGUCACCCUUCAUUGUUCAUCAAAGAGUCCACACUGGAGAGAAACCCUAUGAAUGUUCUGAGUGUCAAAAAGCCUUCUCUCAGAAGUCACAUCUCAUUAUACAUCAGCGAGUUCACACUAGAGAGAAGCCCUUUGAAUGUAGUGAAUGUGGGAAAGCCUUCUGUGAGAAGUCUCACCUUUUUAUACACCAGAUAAUUCAUACUGGGGAGAGACCCUAUGAAUGUACUGAAUGUGGGAAGACCUUCCCUCGGAAAACACAACUCAUCAUCCAUUAUAGAACACAUACUGGAGAGAAACCCUAUAAGUGUAGUGAAUGUGGAAAAACCUUUUGCCAGCAGUCCCACCUCAUAGGGCAUCAAAGAAUUCAUACAGGAGAGAAACCUUAUGUGUGUAAUGACUGUGGAAAAGCCUUUUCCCAAAAGCCCCACCUUACUGGACAUCAAAGGCUUCACACUGGAGAGAAACCUUAUAUAUGUACAGAGUGUGGAAGAGCCUUCUCUCAGAAAUCACCUCUUAUUAUACACCAGAGAAUUCAUACAGGGGAGAAACCCUAUGAGUGUAGUGACUGUGGCAAAACCUUCUCCCAGAAAUCACCCCUCAUUAUUCAUCAGAGAAUUCAUACAGGGGAGAAACCCUAUGAGUGUACUGAGUGUGGAAGGGCAUUUUCCCUGAAGUCACAUCUCAUUAUACAUCAGAGAGCUCAUGCUGGAGAGAAACCAUAUGAACGUAAUGAAUCUGGAAAGGCCUUAUGUGAGACGUCUCCACUAGCUGUACAUCAAAGAACUCAUACUAGGGAGAAACCCACUGAAUCUGCUGAAUAUGGUAUGGCCUUUUCCCGAAAUUCACAGAUGAUCACAUAUCAGAGAACACACACAGCAGAGAAACCCUCCAACUGCAGUGACUGUGGGAAGGUGUUCUGCCAGCACAUACACUUCACUGGACAUCAGAACCAACAUAGGAGAGAAACUUCAUAUAAGUACUGAUUGUGGGAAGGUCUUCCCAGAAGUCAGAUCUCACUAUGGAUGAAAAAACUCACACUGAACAGAAAUCCUCUGGGUACAUUGGACAUGAAAAAAAUGUGGCACCUCCUUUACUGUGGAAUAGAUUCAUACAUUCCUACAUAUUUCUGAUUACUCCUCCACAGGAUGAUCUGGUCAGGCUCUCAGAAUAUUUUCAACACUGUAAAUAUGUAAUGCACUUGCUCACCUUCAAAGUAUUCCCCCCCCUCACAGAAUAAAUACAUCUGGAAUAAUUGGCAUAAUUUUGGUGUUAUUUGGUGCUUGAAGGUUUUGUAGCAUUUUCCGGUGAAUUUAUUUGGGUAUGGUGCAUAAUUUGAAAGCAAUCUCAUUGUCAUCUUUCUCUAUUUCUUUCAUCAUAUUUUCUCUCUUUAGAUUAUAUAUGUAUUUAUGUUGAUAUGUCUAUCAAUACAUAGAUAUAGAUAUAUGAAUCCUUGUAAUUUUCAUAAAAAUCAUCCAUUUUCUCAAGGAAAUAUAGAUUUGUGAAAUUUUGAAAAAAGAAAAAUAUAUUUAUGAAGUUUUGAGCAAAGUGAUCUCCUAUGAUUCAUUUAAUUUCCUCGACAUAUAUUGUUAUUUCUCCACUAUCAUUUCUCAUAGUGUGUAUUUGUGAUUUCUUUUUCCCUAAUUAGGUAAACUAAUACUAAUUUUUUUCUCUCUUUCUCCUCUCAACUUUUAUUUUAUUUUUUUAAAUUUCUUAAUGUUUAUUAUUUUUUUGAGAGAAAGAUACAGAGUGCAAGUGGGAGAGGGGCAGAGAGAGAGGGAGACACAGAAUCCAAGCAGGCUCUAGGCUCCGAACUGUCAGCACAGAGCCCGAUGCAGGCUCAAACUCACAAACUAUGAGAUCAUGACCUGAGCUGAAGUCGGAUGCUUAACCGACUGAGCCACCUAGUCACCCCUCAAAUUUUACUUUUUAUUUUCUUCUUCCAAAUUUUUAUUUAAGUUCUAGUUAAUAUGUAAUGUAAUAUUGGUUUCAGGAGUAGAAUUUAGUGAGUCAUCACUUCCAUAUAACACCCAGUGUUCAUCAUAACAAGUGUCCUACUUAAUACCCAUAACCCAUUUAUCCCACCUCCCUCCAUCAACCUUCAGUUUGUUCUCUAUUAUUGAGAGUCUUUUAUGAUUUGCUUCCCUCUCUCCUUUUCCCCUCUUCCCAUGGGUUCAACUGUUUUGUUUCCUAAAUCCCACAUAUGAGUGAAAUCAUACGAUAUUUGUCUUUCAUUGACUUAUUUCGCUUAGCAUAAUACACUCUAGCUCCAUCCACAUUGUUGCAAAGGCAAGAUUUCAUUCUUUUUGAUGGCUGUAUUUCAUUGUAUGAAUAUACCACAUCUCCUUUAUCCAUUUAUCAGUCAAUGGACAAUUGGGCUCUUGCCAUAAUUUGGCUAUUGUUGAUAAUGCUUCUAUAAACAUUGGGGUGAUGUACCCCUUCAUAUCUGUAUUUUUGUAUCCUUUGUGUAAAGACCUAGAGAUGCAACUGUCAGAUCAUAAGGUAGUUCUAUUUUUAACUUUUUGAGGAAACUUUAUACUGUUUUUCACAGUGGCUGCACCAGUUUACAUUCCCACCAGCAGUGCAAGAGGUUCCCCUUUUUCUGCAUCCUUGGUAACAUCUGCUGUUUCCUGUGUUGUUAAUUUUAGCCAUUCUGACAGGUGUGAAGUGGUAUCUCAGUGUGGUUUUGAUUUGUAUUUCCCUGAUGAUGAGUGAUAUUGAGCAUCUUUUCAUGUGUCUCUUAGCCAUCUGGUUGUCUUUCUUGGAAAAAUGUCUAUUCAUGUCUUCUAUCCAUUUCUUAACUGGAAUACCUAUUGUUUGGAUGUUGAAUUUGAAACAUUCUAUAUAGAUUUUGGAUACUAACCCUUUAUCAGAUAUGUCUUUUGCAAAUAUCUUCUCCCAUUCCAUAGGCUGCCUUUUAGUUUUUUUGAUUGUUUCUUUCAUUGUGCAGAAGCUUUUUAUCUUGAUGAAGUCCCAAUAAUUCAUUUUUGCUUUUGUUUCCCUUGCCUCCAGUGAUGUGUCUAGUAAGAAGUUGCUACAGCCGAGGUUAAAGAGGUUGCUGUGUUCUCCUCUAGGAUUUCAAUGGUUUCCUGUCUCACAUUUAGGUCUUUCAUCCAUUCUGAAUUUAUUUUGUGUGUGGUGUAAGAAAGUGGUCCAGGUUCAUUGUUCUGCAUGUUGCUGCUAGUUUUCCCAACACCAUUUGUUAAAGAGACUGUCUUUUUUCCAUCAAAUAUUCUUUUUUUAAGUUUCUUUAUUUUGAGAGAGAGAUAGAGGCAGAGAGAGAAUCUCAAGCAGGCUCCAGUGCAAUGUGGGAUUUGAACUAACUGUGAAAUCAUUACUGAGCCAAAGUCAAGAGUCGAAUGGAGAGACUGAGACACCCAGGCUCCCCUUACAUCAGAUGUUCUUUCCUGCUUUGUCAAAUAUUAGUUGACCAUAUAGUUGUGGUCCAUUUCUGAGUUUUCCAUUCUGUUCCAUUGAUCUAUGUGUAUGUUUUUUCCCAUUCUUUGUGUCUUCUCCAAAUUCUUUCGUAAGUGUUCUGUAGUUUUCAGAGUACAGAUCUUAUACCACUUUGGUUAGACUUAUUCCUAAGUAUCUUAUUGUUUUUGGUGCAAUUGUAAAUGGGAUUGAUACCUUGAUUUCUUUUUCUGCUGUUUCAUUAUUUGUUUAUAAAAACGCAACAGAUUUGUGUACAUUGAUUUUUAUAUCCUGUGACUUUUUUGAACUCAUAUAUUAGUUCUAUCAAUUUUUGGUGGAGUCUUUUGGGUUUUCUACAGAGAGUAUUAUGUCAUCUGCAAAUAGUGAAAGCUUGACUUCUUCUUGGCUGAUUUGGAUACCUUUUAUUUCUUUUUGCUAUCUGAUUGCUGAGGCUAAGACCUCCAGUACUAUGUUAAAUAGUAAUGGUGAGAGUGGAUAUCCCUGUAAUGUUCCUGACCAUAGAGGAAAAGCUCUCAGUUUUUCCGCAUUGAGGAUGAUAUUAGCUGUGGGUCUAUUGUAUAUGGUUUUUAUUAUGUUGAGGUAUGUUCCAUCAACAUCUUUGUUGAGGGUUUUUAUCAAGAAUCAAUUCUGUACUUUGUCAAAUGCUUCUUCUGCAUCUAUUGAGAGGAUCAUAUUGUUCUUACCCUUUCUUUUAUUAAUGUGGUAUAUCAUGUUGAUUGAUUUGCAAAUGUUGAACCAGCCCUGUAGCCCAGGAAUAAAUCCCACUUGAUCAUGGUGAAUAAUUCAUUUAAUGUACUGUUAGAUUCGAUUUGCUAGUAUCUUGUUGAGAAUUUUUGCAUUCAUGUUCAUGAGGGAUAUUGGCCUGUAAAAAAAUAAAGAGCACAAAAUAAGAUAGUAGAAAUAAGUACAAAUAUACCACCAAUCAUAAUAAAUAUGAAUGAAUUGUACUUACCAGUUAAAAGACAACACUGUCGGAUUGUAUAACAUCUAGCCAGAUAUACACCAUUUUAAGAGACAUACUUAAAGUCCAAACGCAUUGUGAGGUAUUUUCAGAACAACAUUAAACAAGAGCACUUGUUCUUCCUGGCCUUCUCAGAUUGUUGAGAGUCAGCACAUAUAUUGUUUUCCCACAAAACAUGUAGGCUUUGAGUUGAGAGAGAGAUAAUAUAUAAUGAUAAGGAAGUAUCCAUUGCCCCUAUUUUAUUGGAGUUAUUUUUUGAAUCAAGAAUAGAUGUUGAAUUUUAUCAAAUUACCUUUUCAGUGUCUAUGGAGAUGAUCAUAGACUAUUCAUUUUGAUCCAUUGUAUAUUAAAUUAUAUUAAUAAGUGUCUUUAUAUUAAACCCUUCUUGCAUUAGUGGAAUAAAUUUCAUUUGUUCAUGCUGUGAACCAGUAUGCAGCAGCCAAAAUUUUUCUGGUAUUUUAAUUAGUAGUUUUGCAUUGAUAUUCACAAAUAAAGCUGAUCUAUAGCUUGCUUUUUUUGUCCAUAUUUUUCAGAUUUGUGUGUUACAAUUAUUGGCUCCCUACGAACUCUUUAGAAGUGUCCCCCUUUUAUUAUAGAAGGGACAAGCGCAAAAUAAUAUAAAGGAAACCAGGACCACAUGACAAAAUAUUAAAAGACAAAAGCAAUGAAAACAGUGUGAACAACAGGAAAUAUACUGGGAAACCUUAGACCAAAUAUAUCUGUCAUGUGUACAGACAAAGUCAGGGUAACAUUGUCUACUAAAAGACCAAAUAUAUUCACUUUGAAAUACAAAGUAAAACUGAAAACAUAAGAGACAAUUUAGAAAGAUUAGAAAUAGAUAGACAAAUAAAUCAUACCUGACAAUUGCAAACAAAAAGAAGUGGGAAGAAAUUUUUAACACUUGAAAAUGUUGAGUUUGCAAUAAGAAACAAAUGAGAAAAUAUAGACAGAUUUUUUAAGAUUUUGCUUUCAAGUAACUUCUAUACCCAAUGUGGGGCUUAAACUCACAACCCUGAGAUCAAGAGACACAGGGCGCCUGGGUGGCUCAGUUGGUUAAGCGACAGACUCCUGGUUUCAGCUCAGGUCAUGAUCUCAUGGUUUGUGAGUUUGAGUUCUAUGUUGGGCUCCACAGAUGGCAGCAUGGAGCCUGCAUGGUCUUCUC